Messenger RNA from Temnothorax curvispinosus, 1512 nucleotides. RefSeq lists its product as uncharacterized. The record is from RefSeq and is a predicted model, not a curated record. The transcript has 7 exons. Gene Ontology annotation, molecular function: calcium ion binding. The annotation marks the transcript as partial. Lineage: Eukaryota; Metazoa; Arthropoda; Insecta; Hymenoptera; Formicidae.
AAGUUGCUCGAUCAAUUUCCCGGUCGAAUAAUCACGGCUGAGCUGCCGAAACUCCCACGACCAGAAAUCGGUAGGAUUGUGCCCAGUCAAGUGUUCGGUAAGCAAACGGUGUUCCAUCCGGUCAUGGAACGGACGAGAGAGACAAUGUCUACGCCAGAAGUCGUUAAACGCAUCCAGAGACAUAUUCUCGAGCACCGCAUACGGAUCUACGAGUUCUUCAAGGGUUUCGAAUAUUUGAAUGUCGCUCGAGUGACAGUCCCGCAAUUUCGAAGAGCACUGGACGCGCUUCAGAUAUCGUCCUUGGGCCGUCUCUGGCUGCUCGAACCGGAAGUUGAUGCCCUGAUUGCGCUUUACAAGGAUCCGGAUGAUCCCGAUCGUGUGUGUUGGCGCAUGUUUGAGGAUGAUAUAGAUCGGGUUUUCACCGUGAAGAGACUUGACAAAUUGCCAAGCCUAAAAGUGGAAUCACCGCCUCAAGAAAUAGUUGAACUACCUCGAAGGGGCACAUCAAAUUGGCAAUGCCAGCCGAAAAAUAUGAGAGAUUUUUGUGAAGAUAUCUUGCAGCGUGUAAGACAGCGAGUCGAAGAGAGGAGAAUUCUCUUAAAACAAUUUUUCAAGGACUACGACAAACACAAUUGCGGUCACGUGACGCGAGCUCAAUUAAGACAAGUCCUUAUUACGGCCACCAUACUCUUGUCGCCGGAGGAAGUGUUCGCUCUGGAGCAAAGGUACAACGAUGAUCUAGGCUUCAACUACACUCAAUUUCUGCAGGAAUUGGAAGUCCAACCGAUCGUAGAGCCCUUGUAUCGUCGCAUGUUGGAGGAUAAAAAGAGGCUUAACGCUGAAAAGCCGCCGUCUGAACCUCACGAGGAUGAGACUAACAUCGUAUUAAUCUUGGCUAAAAUUAAAGCCAAAGUUGUGCGCGAAAGAAUCAAAGUCCUUGAAUUCAUGCGCCAAUUCGAUAGGCACAACCAGCUUGUCAUUGCGAGACUUGAUUUUAUCAGAGGUCUAGAUCAGCUUCGUUGUGGUUUGACAACUGCGGAAGUAGAUACGAUUACGAGAGUUUUUCAGGCGCUUCUAAAACCCGGCUUCGUUGAAUAUACAAAAUUUGCGGCAGUUGUGGAAGAAGCCGUUACGACGGGGGGUUUGGAAAAAGUUCCGCUUGUGGUCCCCUUGCAACACGUGCCCUCCGAGGCAAGCGGCAGAACCUUUUUAAAUUUCGACGAACGACAGAUGGUAGCAAUCGCGAUGGAUAAACUGUGCCAAAUGCGAAAUCCGAAUCUGGAGGAGAUUUUCAAAGACUACGAUAAGGAGAAUACCGGCACGGUUUCCAAGGGACAUUUGAUCAGUACAUUGUCGGUUAGAAGGAUGCUAGAGCUUAUCAAUAGCAGAGAGUUGGACGCCUUACAUAAGGGCUUCUCCAUUGAAAAAUACGGCCGCUUGGAGUUCGACUAUCGGGCCUUUCUGCGCGCUCUGCACCUGUUACAAGAGAACAAAAAGAUCGUGCCCUUUUAG